AUGCACUUGCGGAUAUGGGGCAGACCGCAGCCUGUUGCAUUGGCCAUGGAUCUCGGUGACGACGACGACGACAGCUCUGCAUCAUCCGUCACAGCCUCCGAUGCGAACUUCAGCCGCUUCUCGACAACUCAACUCACGUUUGAGCAACGAGGCAGCACCUUUACCAGCGCUGGAACAACCCCGUCUGAAGCCGAGCUACUGCGACGAGCUCGGAGCGUGCAUAGCAAUACCGACUUCAAUGCUCUCGCAGCGGGACCGGAACAGGGCGGUCCGUGGCAGUGCGUGGAGACUGUCGAACGGUUCUCGGUCUUUCAGCGUCAGAGCGCUGAUACUUCAACAGCAGCAGCAUCGAGGAACACCAUAGUGCGCGCUCGAUUGGAGGUGCUGUGUGCUGGUCGCCUCGACGCCAGUCUUGAUGAAGUCGCUCGAAUCCUGUGCCCCGAGACGGAGGCCGAGCACAACGCCGCGAUGAAGGGGCUAUACGACAAAAACUUCAUCUUUGGGUCCAUCGAGCGCAACGUUCCGUGCACUAGAAGUAUCCGCUGCGGGGCAUCCUGUGUGACAGAGCCUGUAAACGGCGAGCAGCUCGCAGUGAAGACCAGCAGCUUCGUCCACACUGCGCUCUUCGGCCACAAUGAGCAAUGGUGCUACACCUACUUCUUCCAACGGAAACCCGAGCGAGACGGCUUCACCAUCUCACAGCGCGCACUGCGGGCGGAUGAAUCCACACCGGGGCGUGUCAAAGGCGCGCAUGCAAGAGUUCAUCAACUCCACGGCCUCGCUGCUUCCUACCUCGUCGACCAACUGCCUGAGCGUCAGGGUCUCCGCGUUGUCUUCCACUCGUGGUUUGACGCAGGACCGCCGGCUCAGAGCAAUUCUACACGAGGAAGUAGACGACGGUCGUUCUCCGACUCGACAGCCAAUGCCUCAGCGGGAUAUUACCGAAGAGAGGCGAAAGCUCAAGCCCGUCGUCUGGUAGCACUCGCACACGGCAUCGCUCAGCUCCCCGACUACGUGCGUCGCCGGCGUUUCAGCAUCCAGACACCCGGUGACGAGAGCGCUCUCCAAACCGACAACAACCGCUGCCCAUGCUGCACGUGCAGUCUCUCCACCGUGAAGUUGACGCUGGCCACGGGUUUGUCGGACUGGAAAAGGCUCAAGAAGAAGCGCUGCUACCUCUGCUGGUAUCUCGUCUGCGGCUCGUGCUGGGUAGUCGCCCAAAUGGAGAUCGGGGUAGGACGCGUGGCCUCCAUCGUCGCGUGCACGCGAUGUCAUACGCGCAUCGAAUCCAUUCGACCUGGGUCGGCGGAUAAUUCGGACGGGGAACAGUAG
Molecule: messenger RNA, 1332 nt
Organism: Phytophthora sojae
Lineage: Eukaryota; Oomycota; Peronosporomycetes; Peronosporales; Peronosporaceae
Exons: 1
Coding region: 1-1332 (443 amino acids)
Source: RefSeq, a predicted model, not a curated record